AUGCAUGCCACAACAGCCACGCAGCAGCAGCAGCAGCAGCAGCAGCAGCAGCAGCAGCAGCAGCACAGCAGCAGCAGCAGCAGCAGCAGCAGCAGCAGCAGCAGCAGCAGCAGCAGCAGCAGCAGCAGCAGCAGCAGCAGCAGCAGCAGCAGCAGCAGCAGCAGCAGCAGCAGCAGCAGCAGCAGCAGCAGCAGCAGCAGCAGCAGCAGCAGCAGCAGCAGCAGCAGCAGCAGCAGCAGCAGCAGCAGCAGCAGCAGCAGCAGCAGCAGCAGCAGCAGCAGCAGCAGCAGCAGCAGCAGCAGCAGCAGCAGCAGCAGCAGCAGCAGCAGCAGCAGCAGCAGCAGCAGCAGCAGCAGCAGCAGCAGCAGCAGCAGCAGCAGCAGCAGCAGCAGCAGCAGCAGCAGCAGCAGCAGCAGCAGCAGCAGCAGCAGCAGCAGCAAGCAGCAGCAGCAGCAGAGCAGCAGCAGCAGCAGCAGCAGCAGCAGCAGCAGCAGCAGCAGCAGCAGCAGCAGCAGCAGCAGCAGCAGCAGCAGCAGCAGCAGCAGCAGCAGCAGCAGCAGCAGCAGCAGCAGCAGCAGCAGCAGCAGCAGCAGCAGCAGCAGCAGCAGCAGCAGCAGCAGCAGCAGCAGCAGCAGCAGCAGCAGCAGCAGCAGCAGCAGCAGCAGCAGCCGCAGCAGCAGCAGCAGCAGCAGCAGCAGCAGCAGCAGCAGCAGCAGCAGCAGCAGCAGCAGCAGC
This is a messenger RNA of Dermacentor silvarum, 735 nucleotides long. RefSeq lists its product as uncharacterized. Lineage: Eukaryota; Metazoa; Arthropoda; Arachnida; Ixodida; Ixodidae. The record is from RefSeq and is a predicted model, not a curated record.